AUGGCGACGGAGACGAAACCCUCGUCAGAGCCGCCGCCGCCGCAGUUCCAGGUGGACGAGGCGUACGAGUACCGCGCGCCCAAGUACUUCGACUUCGUCGCCGACGAGACGGACGACCAAGUCCGCGCCGCCGAGCGCUGGUUCGAGGCCGGCGCCAGCCACGCGCCCUCACCGUUCGCCCCGAGGAUCAAGGAGUCCAGAGCGGCGGUCAAGAUCGACGGACUCUGCGACUUCGCCGACGCGGAGGACCCGCCGGCUCAGGCUCCGUCUCCCAAGAAGGGAGCGACGGAGGAGGCAGCGGGCAACAGCACCAAUCUCGCAGGGAGCGUUCAUGGCGCUGCUCCUUGUGCCGACGCCAUGUCGGAGUCGCCGCCAGCAGCAGAAGAGAUGGAGGAGUCGCCAAAGUCUUUCGAGUUCCCUCUGCCCAAAGACGCAGCUGCAAAAUCAGCAGGUGGUGGGUCCAGCACCCCGAAGAUUCAGAGGCCACCUCCACCUGCGGAAGUUACCAACCCUGCGCCGAGUCGCGUCAAGUCAACGAUGAAAAACGAGUUGCGCACUCCGAAGGUGCAGGGGAACAACGCAUCCACUGGGCCGAAGAGCGUGCGGCACUCUAAUCUGACGCAGUCCUUGCUGACAUUGAAGAAGAGUGUGAUCAAGGGUGCUCGUGAUGCGGUGGCCGGAAAGGCAGCUGCUGCUGCAAAUGAUAUUGCGCAAGAACAUCAGGCUGUGAAGAAGCAAAAACUAGAUGAUGGAAGGACGAGACAGAUAUUAAACGUCAAGACUCGGGUGCUGCCACACAAGGGAAAAGGUGGUUUAGCAGGAAGCACUGAGAUGACAUCCUCGUCUUCCAUGAGGAAGCACCAUGGCGGCGCCCACUCUCUGAAGGAAGGAACUCCAUACAUUUCAGCAGCUGAAAUGGUAAAAAAGUUCGAGUCGGGGACUAGAGAUUUGGGCAGCCACCACAACAGAGCAAUGCCGAAUGAGGAUGCAGCAACUAAGUUACAGAGAAGGCCCAAACUUACGCUAACAAGGCCGAAGGAACCUGAGUUUCAGACCACCCACAGGGUCCGAGCAGUGAGGAUGAAGAACUCUUCAGAGCUAGAGGAGGAAAUGCUGGCCAAGAUCCCAAAGUUCAGAGCACGGCCAUUUAACAAAAAAAUUUCUGAAGCUCCAUCGUUCCCUCCUCUUCCAAGGACAGCUCCACAUCUCCCUGAAUUCAAUGAGUUUCACCUUAAAACGAUGGAAAGAGCGUCUCGACAUGCGGACACGUGUUCAGAAGCUUCUUCAGUGGGAACUGUGCAGAGUCAUGGUAAUAGGUCACUUAAACUGACUGCAGCGAAACCCCCACAACUUGCGACAGCACUGCGCGCAAGGCCAUCAAGGGCGAAAAGUUCUCAGGAAUUGGAACUCGAGGAAUUGGAGAACGCCCCCAAGUUCAAGGCCAAGCCGCUGAACAAGAAGAUUUUUGAGAGCAAGGGUGACAUCGGUGUUUUUGCCCAUCCAAAGUCUCAGGCAACAAUCCCCAAGGAGUUCCAUUUCCGUACCGAUGACCGCUUGGGUCCUCCAGCAGUUGCGGAUCUUUUCGACAAGCUUUCUCUGUAUUCUGAAUCUUCCUCGUAUCACGACAAGAAAGAUGUGCCAAGACUGACGAUACCCAACCCUUUCAAUCUACAUACAGAUGAAAGAGGGCAUGAUAAGGAGAGGCAACUAGAGGCACAACUCUUACAGAAGAAACUGGAGGAAGAGAAGGCCAGAAAAUUCAAAGCUAAUCCCUACCCCUACACCACAGACUAUCCAGUGGUGCCACCAAAGCCUGAACCGAAACCAUGCACGAGACCAGAAGGUUUUCAGCUGGAGAGCUUGGUGAGACAUGAAGUGGAGCAGCAAAGAUUAAUGGAAGAAAGAGAGAGGAUAGCGAAGGAAGAGGCUCAGAAGAGACUUGUCAGGGCACAACCGAUACUGAAGGAGGACCCUAUUCCUCUUCCAGAGAAGGAGCGGAUACCUCUUACUGAAGUGCAACAAUUUGAAUUGCAUGUCGACGAGAGGGCAAUUCACAGAUCAGAAUUUGAUACCAUGGUAAAGGAGAAGGAGAUCAGUUACAAGAGAUUGCGAGAGGAGAAUGAAUUUGCGCAAAAGAUUGAGGAAGAGAAGGCGCUGAAGCAGCUAAGGAGGACCAUGGUGCCACAAGCACGGCCCCUCCCAAAGUUUGACAGACCGUUCCGUCCACAAAGGUCAACGAAGCAGGUGACCAGGCCCAAGUCGCCACAGCUUCAGGUGAAUGAAAGAGGGGCGAGAAGGCACGCUUUCAUGAGAUGAUCCCAGUCUCAAGCUGCUCCCCAUAUGUCGCCUUUUCUUUUCUUUUCUUUUUCCUGGCGCCAAGAUCAUCCCCUAUCUUGUUGCUGAUGUGCAUCAGAUUAUUGUUUUCAUUCUUUCUGAUCGAUUA
This is a messenger RNA of Lolium rigidum, 2443 nucleotides long. RefSeq names its product protein TPX2. Lineage: Eukaryota; Viridiplantae; Streptophyta; Magnoliopsida; Poales; Poaceae. The record is from RefSeq and is a predicted model, not a curated record. The transcript has 21 exons. Gene Ontology annotation, biological process: activation of protein kinase activity; mitotic spindle assembly; regulation of mitotic spindle organization. Bases 1 to 2316 code for a protein of 771 amino acids. Gene Ontology annotation, cellular component: mitotic spindle; nuclear microtubule. Gene Ontology annotation, molecular function: microtubule binding; protein kinase activator activity.